UAUCAUUAAAAUGAGUCUUCUUACCCGAACGCACUAAACCCCUCCGCAACGGCAUAAACCCUCAUCUAAACGGCAAUUGAGGCAAAGGGGGUUUAAUUAGGGUUUAAGCAAAUGCCCCUCUUACUGAAUUCGGAAAUACCGAAAAGAUCAAAAUUUGAGCUCUGCUUUUCUGAGUUUUAACAUCAAUUGGAGCAGAGAAAGGAAAGAAGCAGAGAUCGGAAUACAUGGAGGAAGAAGGAAUGGGACGGAAGUAGUUCGUUCAGCCUAUUGAAAAGCUUCAGUCAGUUCAAGAGGAUAUUGGAAAAUGAACACAGAGCUGGAUGUGAUGCUGGUGAAACAUGGUAUUUUCUGGUAUUUCAGUUUCAGAUUAGCAAGAAUCAAGUGAAAAAGUUCUGAAGCAGCAGUACAAUGAGAUACGGAAACCUGUCUAUGAUAAGCAAAAUGAUAUCAUCAAGUCGAUUCCUGAUUUCUGGAUAACUGCAGUAAUUAUCUUUGAACUUUAUUAGUCAUCCUGCCCUCACUGAGCUCUUGAAUGAAGUAGACCAAAAGGUUCCAUGACUCUACCUUUGCUUUGUUGAAGAAUAAGAUCAGCCUUCAGCAUUAUUUGUCCCCCUGUCAAUAUCUGAAUGCUCCACUUUAGGUUUUGGGGUUAAAGGUGAAACGAGUCAAAAAUUUAAAGACUUGUGCUUCUAUAUCUAUUUAUGUAUUUCGCACACGUAUAAGAAUUUCUAGCUGCUCUGCCAACUAAUGAUUUAGAGCAGUACAUUUUGGAGUGCAAUGGACAAUUCUUUUUUGGGCGGAGACUAUAGCUUUUAAGCUAAUUGUUUUGAUAAUCUGAUGGUAUUUGCUGGAAACAUCGAUUAGAUUAUACUUGUACAUUGGAAUGAGUUCUGCAGUCCUUCCAAAACAUGUAGCCGCUGUCGUACGUUCCCAGAAAGACCCACUAAGGGCUUUGGAGAUGUUCAAUUCUGUUAAGAAAGAAGAUGGAUUUAAGCACACUCUGUCAACUUAUAGAUGCAUGGUCGAAAAGCUCGGUCAUCAUGGGGAAUUUGAGGCGAUGGAGAAUGUCGUGUCAGAGAUGAGGGAGAACCUCGAUAACAGCUUGUUGGAAGGAGUGUACAUUAGUGUCAUGAGAAGUUAUGGAAAGAAAAGGAGGAUUCAAGAGGCUGCCAAUGUUUUUGAGAGAAUGGAUUUUUACAAUUGUGAACCUACUCUUUUCUCUUAUAAUGUGAUUAUGAAUAUUUUGGUGGAGAAUGGAUAUUUUGAUCAGGCACACAAAGUUUAUAUGAGGUUAAAAGAGAAAAGGAUUGCACCUGAUGUGUAUACUUAUACAAUUAGAAUAAAAUCAUUUUGUAGAACGAGUAGACCGCAUGCUGCUCUGAGGCUUCUGAAUAACAUGCCUGCACAACAAUGUGAGUUUAACUCGGUAGCAUACUGCACCGUGGUCAGUGGAUUUUAUGAGGGAGAUUAUAGAGGGGAAGCUCAUGAAUUGUUUGAUGAGAUGCUAAGCCUCGGUCUUAUCCCUAAUGUCACCACAUUUAAUAAGCUAAUUCAUAUCCUUUGUAAGAAGGGAGAUGUCAGAGAGAGUGAGAUACUGCUAGACAAGGUUCUCAAAAGGGGUGUUCUUCCGAAUUUGUUUACAUUUAACAUCUUCAUCCAAGGUCUGUGCAAGAAGGGCUUACUUGAUGAGGCUGCAAGGAUGUUAGAUGGUGCAACAGGGGAUGGUCUUUAUCCGGAUCUUGUGACAUAUAAUACACUUAUAUGUGGCUUGUGUAAGAACUCCAAAGGGGUCGAAGCAGAGAGCUACAUAAAUAAAAUGGUCAACAGUGGGUUAAAGCCUGAUGCUUUCACCUACAAUACACUCAUUGACGGGUACUGCAGAAUGAAUAUGGUGCCAAAGGCAGAUGAGAUUCUUCAAGAUGCAACAUUGAGGGGGUUUGUGCCCGAUGAAUUCACAUACUGCUCCUUACUGUGCAGAUUGUGUGAGAAUGGUGACUUUGAGAGGGCUAAAUGUAUGUUCAAUGAAGCUCCUGGAAAAGGUGUAAGACAUAGUGUUAUUCUAUACAAUGCGUUAAUCAAAGGGUUUUGUCAGCAGGGACUCAUUUUGGAAGCAUUGCAGCUGAUGAAUGAGAUGGAGCAAAAUGGUUGCAAUCCUGAUAUUUGGACCUAUAAUCUAAUGGUAAAUGGCUUUUGCAAGAUGCGUUGUUUAACUGAUGCCAGUAUUCUUAUUGAUGAUGCUAUGACCAAAGGCCUCCUUCCCGACAUAUUCACCUUUAAUACUUUGAUUGAUGGUUACUGCAAGCAGCUGAAGAUGGGUGAGGCACUUGAAGUUGUUAAUACCAUGUGGGAGCAUGACAUUACUCCGGAUAUCAUCACCUAUAACACUAUAUUGGACGGGCUCUGCAAAACUUCAAACUCCGAUAAUGUGAUGGAAACUUUCAAAGCGAUGGAGGAGAAGGGUUGUAGACCAAACAUCAUCACCUAUAAUAUACUCAUAGAGAGUUUCUGCAAAGCUCGACAACUAGACAGAGCUUUGGAGUUGCUUGAUGAGAUUCAGCAAAGUGGUUUGCAACCAGAUAAAGUAACUUUAGGCACCCUGAUAAGUGGAUUUUGUGAAAACAACGAUUUAGAUAAAGCCCAUAUGUCGUUCAGGAGAAUAGAAAAGGACUAUAGACUUUCCCCAACAGUAGCAAUGUAUAAUAUCCUGAUUAAUGCCUUUUCUGAGAGGUUAAAUGUGGAUAUGGCACUUAAACUAUUUCAGGAAAUGGUCGUUCAGGGAUGCCCACCGGAUAAGUACACAUUCCGAUGUAUAGUGGAUGGUUUCUGCAAGAUUGGGAAUGUUGAUUCUGCGUAUUACUAUCUUCUUGAUAGUAUCAAAAAAGGGCUCAUUCCAUCCCUAACAACUUUUGGACGAGUGCUAAAUUGCCUGUGCGUGAAGCAUAGAUUGCGUGAGGCAGUUGAAAUCAUAUACACUAUGGUGCAUAAGGGAGUUGUUCCUGAAGAAGUGAACACAAUUUUCGAAGCAGAUAAGAAAGAAAUUGCAGCACCUAAAAUAGUUGUGGAGAACUUGUUGAAGAAUUCACAUAUAACCUAUUAUGCAUAUGAACUUUUGUAUGAUGCUGUCAGAAAUAAGAAGCUGUUCAGGAAAAAGGCUAAUGGAAAAAGUGGUUCGGAAAAUAUGCUUCCUUAAUUAUUUGGAGAUAACUGUGUGAGAGAAGAUCAGUUGCAUGGAGAAGAUUCUGAAGCAGUUGAUAUAGACCAAGAGUAAAUGGUAAUCUCAGCUGGAUUCGACCGAUCACCUGCUAGUGUGUUUCAUACCUUCACUGGAUGACUGAUACUUCCCUUCAUGCGGCUUACACUUUUUUGGCUGGAUUACAUUCAUGCCAGCCUGAUAGGCCUGCAGUUGCCUGGGCAACACAGGAUCUCAUCGGGAUCUCAUAGCCAUGGUUGAAAAUGGCACGACACGCUACGACAUUUGUGUGGAAUAGAAAUGAGGUGAGUAGAAUAUUGCUAUCAUAGCCAUGGUUCUCUUUUGUUUUUUUACCAGAGGGAAGAAGUAUAUCUGGUGGGAGAUUCCACUGAGAACUGGAAAGAUCCAUAAAGGUGGCCCAAGACAUGAAGUUGAAAUUAGACUUCCUUAAGGGAAGUAAGUUCAGCUAAUUCUGUUUUUUUUGAAGGGAAAAUAUUACUAUAAGUAGUACUACAACUUAUAUUUAUUUUCAUAAUAUUAUACACAUGUCGAAAGGAUGUCAUAAGAAUGUUGACAUAAGUUGAACCACUCCAAAACAUUGAAAUACAAAGCAACAUGCGUAUUAAAUAUCA
This is a messenger RNA of Salvia splendens (bonfire salvia), 3822 nucleotides long. RefSeq names its product putative pentatricopeptide repeat-containing protein At1g74580. The coding region runs from base 884 to 3190 and encodes 768 amino acids. Gene Ontology annotation, cellular component: mitochondrion. Gene Ontology annotation, biological process: mitochondrion organization; RNA processing. Lineage: Eukaryota; Viridiplantae; Streptophyta; Magnoliopsida; Lamiales; Lamiaceae. The transcript is spliced from 4 exons. The record is from RefSeq and is a predicted model, not a curated record. Gene Ontology annotation, molecular function: protein binding; mRNA binding.